GUUUUCUACACAUUUUACAACAACCACAACGGGACUUACCAUAUACUAAGCGAAUCCAUAAACUACCAACAACAUGGCCGAUCCUAGACUUAACGAGCUUCUCAAAUGGAGCAUCGAGCAAUCUGAGGCCACCAAAAAUGACCCCGAUGCCCCUCCAGCCAAGACACAACUCACUCCGGAGCUUAUGGCAGCACUCAUGGGCGGCCCCUCCGACGCCGACCUCAUGAAAGCUUCAAUGGAGAUCAUCACUUCCGACAACGCUGAGGAGGUCUCCCUCGACGACAAACUUGUCGCCUUCGACAACUUUGAGCAGCUCAUCGAGAACCUCGAUAAUGCCAACAACAUUGCGAACCUCAGCUUGUGGACCCCACUACUGGACCAGCUCAAGCAUGAAGAGCGCGAGAUGCGCAAGAUGGCCGCAUGGUGUGUCGGCACUGCUGUGCAGAACAACGAAAAGACACAGGAACGUCUGCUUGCUGUGGGGGGAGUGCCUAUGCUGGUAGACUUGGCUACUAAGGAGGAUGAGCCUGUCGAUGUCCGCCGCAAAGCCGUUUAUGCGCUCAGCUCGGCGGUGCGCAACUAUCAGCCCGCCAUGGAUCUCUUUGCCGACGAGUUGACCAAGAAGGGCCACAAGACUGACAAGGUUGACGCUACAAGCAUGGAGGCUGUGGAUGAAGUCGUCAACGGUCUGCGCGAGAAGAUCGGCAAGGCUUAAAAGAAAAAUUGGAAACAUAAAUUAUCAACGCAUCACGAAUGGGUUCACUGGGACGGAGUUGGGCGUCGGUCGGGAAAACAUCUUGUGUCGAUACAGGUUGAUAGACCAAAGGGAGGUAGCAAAAGGCUGGAUGAAGUGGGCACUUUAAGCCCUAGAUUUUUGAUCGUUCAUUUAUGAUACAUAUAUCUUGUACAUGGUUUAUACUACAUAUCUAUCACCCAA
Messenger RNA from Fusarium graminearum PH-1, 937 nucleotides. RefSeq lists its product as uncharacterized. The record is from RefSeq and is a predicted model, not a curated record. The transcript has a single exon. NCBI's taxonomy places the organism in Eukaryota, Fungi, Ascomycota, Sordariomycetes, Hypocreales, Nectriaceae. The coding region runs from base 74 to 715 and encodes 213 amino acids. Gene Ontology annotation, molecular function: protein binding.